Molecule: messenger RNA, 691 nt
Organism: Gossypium arboreum
Lineage: Eukaryota; Viridiplantae; Streptophyta; Magnoliopsida; Malvales; Malvaceae
Product: calcium-binding protein KRP1-like
Exons: 1
Coding region: 206-541 (111 amino acids)
Molecular function (GO): calcium ion binding
Source: RefSeq, a predicted model, not a curated record
CGAGGAAAGAGAACGUUUUCAAAACGAAGCCGGCCAUGAACUUAUAUACCCCCCACCAACAAAACGCCGCCUGCAACAACCUUCCUCUUACCUGUACAUUCAUUGUCAUCAGCAAUCCUUUUCUUAUAUACAUGAAGUUAUAAAUACCCUACACGCCUAGUUGCCUAAAUAGCAUGCACUUGAAAAUUUCUCAAAAAGAAUAAACAUGGCAGAUGCUAUUGUGUUCGAGGAUUUCUUCCCUGCCAUGGUGGAUAAGUUAGGUGCAGAAGGGUUUAUGAAAGAGCUAUGCAAUGGGUUUAGGUUGUUAAUGGAUGGGGAGAAAGGGAUGAUAACAUUUGAGAGCUUGAAGAGGAAUUUGGCUUUGUUAGGGUUACAAGAUAUGGAUGAUGAUGAAGUGGUUUGUAUGUUGAGGGAGGGGGAUUUGAAUGGUGAUGGUGGGUUGGAUGAGAUGGAGUUUUGUACUUUGAUGUUUAGGUUAAGUCCUGCUUUGAUGAAAAGUUCAAAGAGUUUGCUUGAAGAAGCUUUGGUUACUGAAAUGUAACCCUUUUUAAUUGUAGCCAUUGUUCUUUGUUUUAGGGCAUUGUUUUGCUAUAUUUGUCUAUGAUGAAAUCAAACGUCUCUUUUAUUUUUAUUUUUUUCAUGAUGUAAUAACAUAAUACAGAGAAAUAUAUUAUCGGAAUUUAAGAUAAAA